AUGAGCAGUAGUGGAGGUAUACUUAAGAGAAUAAGUGAAAUGUUUCACGAGUCUAAGGCCAGACCAGAAUCAUCUGUAAGUCAUACAUAUAUACCAAAACCUAAUGAAGAUAUGCUAUUCGAUCUUCCAAAUCUCAAAGAAAAUCUGAAAACGGACACACAAUUAGAUACCAAAUCGCAUAUAUGUUAUUAUCCGCAUGGAACGUUCAUCAAGAAAGUGGAAGUAGAGAAAUUAAAAGAGCCAUAUUUAUAUGUUGACGAUUUUCUUGCAUUGAAAAACCGCAUUAGUAUAGAACAUGUUGAAGAAAUUACUAAAGCCAUUACAGCAUCGGAACCGGAAUCCCAUUCACAAUCACUCACACAACUACAACCAAAAGAUACUUUGCUUAAGCCGACUGUUACAAAAAAUGAAAAUGCUAUCAAGAAGAGAACUAAACGUCUUACUGAAGCUACUAUUAAAAAGAUGAUCAAUUUUGAUAACCAAUUUGUUAAGUCCAAUAUGAAGACAUCACUUUCAACAAGAAUCCGUAUGUAUUAA
Naumovozyma dairenensis CBS 421 is the source of this 537-nucleotide messenger RNA. RefSeq lists its product as uncharacterized. The transcript has a single exon. Bases 1 to 537 code for a protein of 178 amino acids. The record is from RefSeq and is a predicted model, not a curated record. NCBI's taxonomy places the organism in Eukaryota, Fungi, Ascomycota, Saccharomycetes, Saccharomycetales, Saccharomycetaceae.